Messenger RNA from Symbiodinium pilosum, 636 nucleotides. The record is from the annotation of a GenBank genome assembly. Lineage: Eukaryota; Dinophyceae; Suessiales; Symbiodiniaceae.
AUGUUCAUGCUGGUGUACAUGGUUCUGUUCCUGUUUGUUGUCAUCGGCAUCUUCAACCUGAUCAUGGCCGUGUUUCUGGAUUCUGUGGUGAGUGACCAUGCUACCAGGGAGCUCCAGGAGCUUGGAUACAAGUACGAUGAGAUGGAAGAGCAAAUCUCAAACGUCAUCGCCACCCUCGCCUCGGGCCGCCGAGUGGACAUGAAGCGGGACCAGUCAAAGACGCUCUGCAGCUGGCUGUGUAGCCUUUUCGUGAGGAAGCCGCCAACUCCGAAGAAAAGCAUGCGGCUAAAUGUUCACAAGGAGAUGAACAAGGAGGUUGCGGUGACGCGAGAGGCCUUCACUCGCUGGCUGGAGUAUCCCGAGAUGGCGGAGCUGCUAACGUUCUGCAAGAUCGAGACCGCGACAAAGUAUGAUCUUUUCGACGUGCUCGAUGCCGACCUUGGCGGUCAGCUCCACUUCGACGAGUUAGUGGACGGUCUCAUGAAACUGCGUGGGCCCAUCACCAAGUCCGACGUGAUCUCUCUCCGUCUCAUGAUGAGCCAGCUGCUUCGUAGUGUGAUGCGCUUUGCGGAGAGCGCGAACACCCACGGAGCCCAAGGAGCCCAGGAGGAAAGCUGCAGAUCAACGGUGGUUUAG